UAGUAAACCCUAGUCUUAUCUUUCUUCUCCACCUAGGUAUAAGUACUAAGUUUUGCUCUACGAAGCUUUCAUUUCUGAAACAUAUUUCUAUUAAGUUCUUAAGAAUUAUUUGCAGAGGCACCAAGGUUUGCGGUUCGAUUCUACCUGUGAAUUAGCAGGCUGCAAUAACUAAGCUAUGGGCAGCUUUAAUAAUGUUACUUAUUAACCAUUACACUCCAACCCAUUGGACUUACUAUUCUAUAAUUAAUAGUGUUAAAUUUCAAUGGGAGGAAAGGGAAAUCUAACAUAAGACUACCUAAAGCAACUAGGGGAUAUCAGAAAAAAAUUGUAUCCCAGAAAAUGUGUGAAAUAUCAUAACAAGAAACUGAUUGAUCGGAAGUCCAUCUAAAUGGUGAACCCAGAUUAAGAACUGGUGCCCUUAUUUGAGACAUGUCAGACAGUAUGGAAUAUCGGUGUUUCAUUGGAGGUUUGUCAUGGAGCACUUCAGACAGGACUCUAGAGGAUGCUUUUGAUAAGUUUGGCCAUAUUAUUGAGGCAAAGGUGGUUGUUGAUAGAGAUACUGGUCGCUCUCGAGGCUUUGGGUUUGUAACUUUUGAUGAUAAGAAGGCCAUGGAAGAUGCAAUAAGUCGAAUGCAUGGAAUGGAACUUGAUGGUCGUUCCAUCACUGUUGACAAGGCUCAGCCAAAGAGUGCUGGAGGAGACCGUGGUGAUCGUGGUUAUGGUGGUGGACGAGGAUAUGGUGGUGGUGGAGGUGGAGGUGGAGGUGGAGGUGGAGGUGGUAGUUCAGAGUGCUUCAAAUGUGGUCAGCGUGGCCAUUUUGCACGAGAAUGUACCAAUGGAGAUGGGGGUCGAGGAGGUGAUAGGUAUGGUGGGAGGAGUGAUCGUUAUAGUGGUGGUGGUAAUGGUAAGUAUGGCGCAGACCGCAGUAGUGAUCGAUAUGGAGGGCGUAGUAGGGAUGGAGGAAGUCGUGGGGGGCCAGGUAAUGACCGAUAUAAUCGUGAUCGUUCUGGUCCAUAUGACCGACCCAGUGGUGGUGGAUCUCGAUCUUAUGAUGAUCGCCAUUGAUGAAGGUGGCUGUAUUUGAUGUCUCUGAAGACCCAUUAAACAAAUUUUGAAGCUUUGUUGGCCAUGCAAAUGUGUUGCAGGAUUGAUUAUGAAAUAUUUUCACAAUUGGCUGGCAAAAUGAUCUACUGCCAUUGUGUAACUGCUUAAUUAGUUUUACUCUUGAAUGCCGGGCUCAAAUUUAACCUUGGGAUAUAUAUAUUUUUCUAUCUUCUAAGACGAGAUGUUUUGAAGGCAGUGCUACUUUUGAUUGUUUUGCUGUGCUUUAUGAGAUUCAUUGGCUUUCUUGA
Molecule: messenger RNA, 1352 nt
Organism: Cryptomeria japonica (Japanese cedar)
Lineage: Eukaryota; Viridiplantae; Streptophyta; Pinopsida; Cupressales; Cupressaceae
Product: glycine-rich RNA-binding protein RZ1A
Exons: 5
Coding region: 430-1065 (211 amino acids)
Molecular function (GO): zinc ion binding; RNA binding
Source: RefSeq, a predicted model, not a curated record